UCUCAUGUGAAUUUAAUUUGUUCUCCAGCCAGAAGAACCCAGAGCGGGUAGAGGAAAUGUCUUCCUCCCCUACACUAUGGAGUGGUUCCCUCUACCACUGUGUUACAUAAAACUAACUAGCCAUGGGAGUUAAACCUUUACCCUUAACUUCAGCCAAGCAUGCUAAUAAAGCUAACUGAGAUGUAAUUGGUUCAUGAAAUAAUCAUAAGGAAGUAGAGUGUAUAUAUCAUCUACCAACUUCCUCCCGCUACAGAAAUAGAGAAAUGAAGUGUUUUUUUUUUGAGGAGGUAACUGCUACAUUUACCAUAACUAUUAAAUUUCUUCAAUACUCUGUUUAACUUCCUUUUCCCCCCACUGUUGUUGGUGUCAUGCAAGAAUCUAUUCACACUGACUAAAACUGAAAGAUACUGGAAAAGUGACAAGCAGAGAAUUUUAAACUUGAAAUUUAGCAUCGCUGCCUGGGAACAACAGAGCCUUGGAUGGCAUAAACUACUCCUACAGACAAAGGCACUAUCCACAAUAAUCAACUUUUUGCUUUUAUUUCAACUGGAUAAUCCUGAUUAGAAAAGGUGAGAAGGUAUCUAUACUUUCUUUCUAUCCAAUACAUUUAUGUUACUAUUUUAUUUCACCCAAUGCUUUCUUUAAAAGAACUAUUCAGCUUAAAUACCAUCUAAAACUUUAAUAUUAAAUAUCUGCAAUUCUCUUCCAGCUCCUGUGACAAAAUUCAAGAAAAUCUGAUAUAAAUGAGUAACAACACAACAUGCAUUCAUCCAUCCAUGAUCUCCUCCAUGGCUUUGCCAAUUAUUUAUACCUUCCUCUGUAUCAUUGGUCUCUUUGGAAAUUCUCUCUCUCAAUGGGUAUUUUUAACAAAAAUAGGUAAGAAAACAUCAACGCACAUCUACCUAGCACAUCUUGUGACCGCAAACUUACUUGUGUGCAGUGCUAUGCCUUUCAUGGGUAUCUAUUUCCUGAAAGGUUUUCAGUGGGAAUAUCGAUCUGCACAAUGCAGGGUGGUCAAUUUUUUGGGAACUCUAUCCAUGCAUGUAAGUAUGUUUGUCAGCCUCUUAAUUUUAAGUUGGAUCGCCAUAAGCCGCUAUGCUACCUUGAUGAAAAAGGAUUCCAUGCAAGAGACCAGUUCAUGCUAUGAGAAGGUAUUUUAUGGCCAAUUACUGAAAAAAUUUCGCCAGCCCAACUUUGCUAGAAAACUAUGCGUUUACAUAUGGGGAGUUGUACUAGGCCUAAUUAUUCCAGUUAUCAUAUACUACUCAGCUGUAGAGGCUACAGAAGGAGAAGAGACCCUGUGCUACAAUCGGCAGAUGGAACUGGGAGCCGUGAUCUCUCAGAUUGCAGGCCUCAUUGGAACCACAUUUAUUGGAUUUUCAUUUUUAGUCGUAUUAACAUCAUACUACUCUUUUGUCAGCCAUCUGAGAAAAAUAAGGACCUGUACGUCCAUUACGGAGAAAGAUUUGACUUACAGUUCUGUGAAAAGGCAUCUUUUGGUCAUCCAGAGUCUACUAAUAGUUUGCUUCCUUCCUUAUAGCAUUUUUAAACCCAUUUUUUAUGUUCUACACCAAAGAGAGGACUGUCAGCAACUGAAUUAUUUAAUCGAAAUAAAAAACAUCCUCACCUGUCUUGCAUCAGCCAGAAGUAGCACAGACCCCAUCAUAUUUCUUUUUUUAGACAAAACAUUCAAGAAGACACUAUAUAAUCUCUUUACAAAAUCUGAUUCACCCCAUACACAAUCUGAUGGCUGACUUCUGAAUGGAAACCACCACCAAAUAGAAAAGUGUUCAUAUGACUCUAUUAGGGACACUAAACUACAUGAUUACCAGGUCAUAGCUUGGUUAAUAACAGGCACCGAGAAAGCCUCUUUGGCUUUAACAAAUACAUAAAUAAAUAAAUAAUCAUAUACAUCACUUUACAGUUCUACUUAUACUGAAAGCUGAGAUGGCAGAGACUUUCAGAGGCAAAAAUCAAGCAUAUUGAAAGGAUCCCACUGCUUCUGAAACCCACAGACCAUUUUCUGUUUGAACUCAAUCGCGGAUGCUUCUAUUCAGAGCACAGUAUUUCACGACUGUAGGAUAAAAAAGCAAAUUGUUUAUGACUUCUGCUUUCUAGUUGUUAGAAUACAAAGGUCCAUCUACGGUUAAUGUCUUGUUGGGAACUUUAAAAAUGAGUAAAAAAAAAGUGAAUAAGAAAUUUCCUCAAGUAAGUCCCAUCUAAAUGAACAGGUAAAAAUCCAAGGUUGUAUAAACACAUUAUUCAUUUGGUAUUAUCUGGCUCAUGUUACUGGGAGAAGCAAUAUUCAUUCAUUCUAAUAUUUAUUAAACAGAUGUUAUUUAUAAAUAUGCUUAAAUAUUUGGACUAGGUGUUGUCAAAAUAAAAAGCUAAAACAAUGCAUUAAAUGCCGAUCUCCACCACAUUUUGCAUAUUUUCCUCUGUAUUCAAUAUAAAUAAUGUUAUUAAUGACAAACAGUACCUGGCAUGUAGAUAUGUUCAAUUACUUUUUGUGAAAUAAAUGACUAAUAAGGCAGUAUAAUAGUAUGGGCGUUGAGAGAUGGUCUCUGCAGUUAGAUUCCCUGGGUUCACUCCCAGGCUCUACCUCUUACUUAGCCGAACAAUCUCAGGCAAAUUACUUACCCUCUUUAAGUGUUAAUUUCUUCAUUUGUAGAAUAGAAAAAUACUACGUAAUUCAUAGGUACUAUUAUUAAAUCAGAUGAUGUUACUUUUUAUGAGUAGCUAUCAUUUACUAGGCACUCUGCUUAUAUGCUUUACGUGUAUUGUUUUAAUCAUCACAAUCCUAAAAUAUGCCAAUUUACUGAUGAAAAAAAUGAAGGGCACAGUUAAGUAAGUUGCCCAAAUUUUCUCCAAUAUCUAAGUAAAUAUUUAAAGAGUAAGCAUUUCUUGAUGGUCAUUUCUUUCUUUCAUGUAAUCCUGGAAUCUAUAUUCUGCAUUAUAUACAUUAUAAUUUAAAAAAUGUGUGUUUUGUCUUCCUAAAAGAGAUCAUAAGCACCUUUGGAACUAUAGUCCAUUUUCUAUUUCUCCUCCCAUGGUACUGGCAUUCUCUGCUCUGAUAAGAACCAAACAAAAACAAGUGAAUAAAACUGAAGUUGAAUAAAUGUGAACUGUAACCUGCUACUUCGUUAGAGACUGCUUACAGACUCAUUUAUUCUCGCCAUGGUAAUUUCUUCAGUGCUCAAGAAGAAGUUUAAAGUAAGUUCACAAAGUGCUUCCAAAUCUUUAAUCUCAUAGCAUGUUUUUUUCCGGAAUUAAAAAUGUAGAAACAAUUCACUGUACCAAUUCCCCAAGAGCUUUGUGUUCAAAAUCACUAAAGAUUUUUCCAUUACAUCUGAGUAAUUUUCAUUAAAAAAGAACAGAAAACAAACAGUAAGUAUUUUUUUCUCCUUGUUUACUUCAAUGCUUAACUGAGAGAAGAAAAUGUUCAGAAAAAAGUCUGAAAAAAACCUACGCUGGCUUCCGAUAUGUACAGUGUCUAUCCAUUCUCUUACAGCAAUCUGGGUCUGGCUGAUUAAUUUGCAGAGAAAAAGGUAGACCUGGGAACUCCACGUGACUCCCUAAGUGCUGGCUGUAAACAGAGGUGUCCAAUCUAGUAACUUCAUAGACAUGAGAAUCACAGAAUGACCCAGAGUGGACCAGGACAGCUCCUGAGACACCAGCUUCCUCCACGGUUCUAUCGCUAGUUUUAUUCUUAUACAAGUUUUAAACCAAAACUCAUUAGACUAAGAGGAACUGAGAAGAUGAUCAAUAGUUUGCAUUUAACAUAAGCUAUACUGUAUGAAAUCUCACUGCACUUAGGAGUUUUAAAAAUAUCUAUGACUUCUAAAAACCAUUACUUAAAAAAAUCACUUUUCAUCGCCACUAAUUUUAAAUUAAAAGAUAAAAGAUAUUACCAAAGUAGAGUUUCCUACAUUUAAAAAAGGCAGGAAAGGAGGUAUGUAAUUUCUCUUCAAGUGACUCAUUCUGAUAGAAAACCCCACUUUAAUUCUCUGGACUGAACGGUACACUGAGCUUCUCAGCACCAUGUUUAUCUUUAUAUCAUAGAUGCCUUCCUGAACAGGCGAUUCUAAGUCAUGUUGAAUUUUUUGUGUAAUUGAAGAACUGGCUAUUUAAUGUCACAGUAAAUAUCUUAUAUGAAAUAUCACUUCCUAAAUUAACCCUAAUUUUAAAGUGUGCAUUUCAGAAAGACAGUCUUUUUUAAUGCAUCUGUGAGUUAUAGUCAAACACAAUUUCAGAAAUCCACAAUUUUGAUUUAUAGGCCAACAAGAUCUUAAUUCUAGAAAACAGGCAUGACAAAUGUUUAUUUCCUCUUUUAUUCUUCCCAAAGACACAUUCUCAUUGAGGCAGCUUUCAAACUAUUAAUCAGGAACACAAACCAUUAAGACUAGACAAGCAAAAUUAAGGACAGCUACUCAACCUAGAAGUGAGUUCCUACUCCACGGGUACAAGAGGAAAACAUCAAUCCUGUUCUGAUUUGGAAAGGACCGCUGCAGCUGAGCCCUGGUCUUGCUGUC
Messenger RNA from Equus caballus (horse), 4532 nucleotides. The record is from RefSeq and is a predicted model, not a curated record. Lineage: Eukaryota; Metazoa; Chordata; Mammalia; Perissodactyla; Equidae.